Amaranthus tricolor (Joseph's coat) is the source of this 1075-nucleotide messenger RNA. RefSeq lists its product as uncharacterized. The record is from RefSeq and is a predicted model, not a curated record. Lineage: Eukaryota; Viridiplantae; Streptophyta; Magnoliopsida; Caryophyllales; Amaranthaceae. The coding region runs from base 443 to 940 and encodes 165 amino acids. The transcript is spliced from 4 exons.
CGAAAAACAAUCUCUCCGUAAGAGAUCACCCUAAAAUGAAAGUCCAUAUAUAUACCAAGAAUUUGUGAAAAUUAUUUAAAUGAUGUGGAGUUUCCUUCAAUGAUAAUCGUGCUUGCAAAGUCCCAACUCUGAACUCCCAACAUAAACCCUAAACCCCAAUUUUGUUUCCCGAACUCCCAAGAAUAAACCCUAAUCCCCAAUUCUUCAACUCAUACUGUGAUUCGUGAUUGCAAUGCAAAGAGGAACCUGAGAUUUGCGGCUUGGAAGCAGGUCAUCAACGAUUAUUUAUUAAGGUACACAUUUGUUAACUAAAUCAAGAGCAACGGAAGAUUAUCUCGACCACCGGCUCAAGUUGAUCUACUUUUUGGGCCAUUUCUCUAAGAUAUUGUUACAUCUUUCUGUGAUAUUUCAUUAAUGUACUUUCUGGAGGAAGAGUCUGAAUAUGGGAGAAAAUGCAGCACAGAUCCAACGACAACUCACCGACCUUGAAAUUGAAGCUGAACAUCUUCUUUUGGCACGUCAUCAGGUUGUUGAAAAUGACAAGUUAAGAAAUGGGAACAGGGAAGCAUUAACAGCCCUUCGGAAGAAGGCCCGUACAACAAAAACUAGUGUUCCUUCUCCAUUUGAUUCUAUUAUGAAGGAAAUUGGGGGCCAUGGUUCCAAGACUUUAGUUCAAGAAGUCUGUCCAACCUGUGGGAAUCAUGACGUGACGGAGAACAUAUGGAUGAUAUUUCCUGGAACUGAUGUCUUUGCUCAGGUGCCCUUUCAUGCGGCUCAUACCAUUUUAGAGGAAGAUCAAGAACGGCUUGAUGCUGACUCGAAGAAGUUGCAUAACUUUGUCAAGGAGAAGUCUCUGAUAAUAUCGGAAAAGGGUGCUCUUGCUGACACGAUUAGCCCAGGGAUCCUUAGGUCGUUAGUCUCAUUAACUGACAAAAAGUAAACACUGUACAAAAUUUAACGGUUUUUAGCCCUGUUUUUUUGGUUUUGUACCUGUCUAGUUUUUUUGAUGUAAAACUAGAGAUUAUUGGGUGACGGAAUAUAAUUAAAUUGGGUUUUGGUAAUUCAAUUUUAAUUC